UUCGUUUGUCUAUACCGAAAAGUGUUUUUAUGGACGAGCCAGAGAUAGUGGCUCCUUAUUGCAAAAUGCAAUCCAAAUGAAAACCAAGGUCAUUACAGUUAACAGGAUGCUCAUGACGUGGCAAAUUUCUCCUAUUAUCUGAGUUCGUCUUCAACUAGUAAAAUGACUGCUCAAAACUUGAUUUCCAUCAUACUUUUUCAUGUGAAAAUUUGGCUUGGAACAGGAUGGAUUCCGAUGGAAUCAUCCAAACUACAUCAAACAUUGCCUUAUUUUCUCUACUGUUUAAUUUUUUAAGUAGAAAACCAAGCAAAUCUGAAACAUGAAAAUGUGGUCAGGUUAUUCUCCUUUAUCCAGGGUAAACAUCCACAGGGAGUUUUAAGGCGCUAGGUAGUUUAGUUCUCCGUUAAAAAAAUAAAACAUGAGAGAAAAUUAGGCAACAAUGCGGUUAGGCUGAUCAUCGUAAAGAUCUAGGAACAAGGAAUGAGGUUCAGUUCUGUCAAUUGGACUUCAUUAAGUACCUGGAGCUAUCUAUCAGCAUUCAGACGCUGGAGGAUCAUCAUAUCAUUACGCAGUAGUGGCCUAAGUACCUAUGCAACUGAACUUCUCAAUGUGAAUAAAUCUCCCCUGCCUAGUAACGUUCAACGAAUCAUGCUGUCCAUUUUCUGCUUACUGGGGCAACUAUUUUGAAAAGCACAAAAAAUAGGAACCAGGAGCACUCGAUUCAGAUUUCCGUUCCAGAAAUGUUUACGGAAUGCUGAACAUGAUUACAACCUGCAAAAACAGCAUGGGUGAAAAAGAGAGGAAGUUUUCAUCACUUACAAAGACAAUGCAUUUUCUUUCUAAUGUCAUUUUGAAAGUCCAUUUGUGUUUUCUUACAUGUGGUGGUUACCAUGGCAACUUAUCCCUUCUCUCAAGUCAACACAAAACAAAUAUGAAAUACCCUGCCACACAUUAGGUUAGAGUGGCUUUGGACCCUGAAUUCCAUUCCCUUGGGACUCCAACCGAUUUUUUUUUUUUUUUUUUAUCCUGCCAUACAGAAUUUACUCUGCAAACUCUGCGUAUUUAAUUCAUAAAUUUGACAUUGACUGAUUUUUGUAAAUGAAUUUUACAACUGAAAUUCUUGAUUGUCAACUGCACCAUGUCGUAUCGAGAAGUAAGAGACUUUACAGAAAUGAUGCGUGUCUUGGGGUAUCCACGUUUAAUUUCCAUAGAAAAUUUCCAGAACCCCAAUUUCUGUCUUGUUGCGGAAAUUCUAGUGUGGCUCGUCUAUAGAUUUGAUCCAGUCGCCAGUAUCUCUACAGACUAUGACACCGAGGAGCAACGAGUUGCCUUGGUACGGAGUAUUGCUGAAUUCAUGGCCGUUAAAGCAGGAAUUAAACUAAAUACAAAACGAUUGUACCAAGCAGAUGGUCAUGCCGUAAAAGAACUCCUGAAAAUAACAAGCCUUAUCUACAAAGCACUGAAGAAUAGUAGCACAAAGAACACCGAUAGUGUCAAAUCAUCCAGCAGGGUUCCUUUAACGGGUAAUUUUCAGGAUCUGAAAACAGUCCGAGAACUUUCCUCAAGGAUAGCUAUUGACGGUGCCUCUCUUUAUGAGUUACUUGGACAGGAACUAGAAUUACGAGAAGCUAGGUACACAAAGGUAAACAUGCCGCUAGACAUAUCAAGUAUUGAAAGUGGUCUGAAGCAGUCAAUAAAAAAUUUGAAUAAUACUGUCACGCAGACAAAGCAGAUGAUUGAGAACAUAGCCACAACUGAAGCAAGUUUAGAUGUGAAAAUAGAGAAGCGACAGGUAGAUUUAGAACGCAACAAAAAAAGACUGGAGUCCUUAAAAAAAGUUAGACCAUCAUUUUUGGAAGAGUACGAAAAACUUGAGAAGGAUUUUAAAGAACUGUAUGAAGCUUAUGUUGUGAGAUACAGAUGUGUAGCUUAUUUAGAGCAACAACUUGAAGAAUUUGAGCAGGCAACACAAUCUAGGAUUGAUGCUAAACAUGAGGAAACAAGAAAACUGGUUGAAAAAAUGCGUCAAGAAGCAGCUGCAAAACUUUUUGAUGGAACAAUCGAAGAUGAAGGGCAGGCCGCUAAUGGAGCACAAACUGCUGGCACAGGUUCCAGAAUGGUCGGUGGAAAACGAAGAGUAUUUGGAAGCAUGACGGGCGGAGGUGAUGACUUAGGCAGUUCUGAUUCUGACUCUGAUUUGUUUUUUGAUGAUGAUGAUGACAAUGACGAUGAUGAUGAUGAAGACGAUGAUGAUGAUGACGAUGAUGAAGAUGAUGAUGAUGGCAGACAUGAUGAGGAUCAUGACAAGAAUGGAGACAGAGGAGACGGAGAUUACUAGUCAGAUGAUCCUGGAAUUUUCUAUAAUUGUUGUUAGUCUGAUAAAGGGUAGCCCAUGGCUGAAACAUUUUCUUUUAGUCAUGAUUGCUUCGUCAUUAAAGAUUUCGAACUAAGA
Molecule: messenger RNA, 2452 nt
Organism: Bemisia tabaci
Lineage: Eukaryota; Metazoa; Arthropoda; Insecta; Hemiptera; Aleyrodidae
Gene: Cluap1
Product: clusterin associated protein 1
Biological process (GO): cilium assembly
Cellular component (GO): cilium; microtubule organizing center; intraciliary transport particle B
Source: RefSeq, a predicted model, not a curated record